Sipha flava (yellow sugarcane aphid) is the source of this 1149-nucleotide messenger RNA. RefSeq names its product replication protein A 32 kDa subunit-B (gene RPA2). Lineage: Eukaryota; Metazoa; Arthropoda; Insecta; Hemiptera; Aphididae. The transcript has 4 exons. Bases 321 to 1073 code for a protein of 250 amino acids. Gene Ontology annotation, cellular component: DNA replication factor A complex; site of double-strand break; chromosome, telomeric region. The record is from RefSeq and is a predicted model, not a curated record. Gene Ontology annotation, biological process: DNA replication; double-strand break repair via homologous recombination; nucleotide-excision repair.
AUUGUUGUACAUUUUUCUUUUGGCGCCAUAACGACUCACCAAUGUUCGUUCUGCGUACCUAAUUCCGCAGAACAUAUUAUAAUCAGCACCUAAUGCGUUAUGUCACUACCUACGUGCCCUUUACCGUUUGAUAAUAGCUUGGUAACGCUAGCGUCGCUGCUACAUUUACGAUUCGACGAGAGGUGAAAACUUGGAGAACACCGGUUCCGCUGGAAUAUCACUUGCUAGACGCUGAAUCGUGUUUGUUUUUUCGCCGAUCAACAGGCCACGGCCAUCUCUUAAACUCUUCGACGCGAUUACGAUAAUAUACAGAUAUUAAAAUGUGGGGUACCGAUACAAAUGAUGAAGGUGGAUUUAAUGUCACUAUGACACAAAGUCCAGCCUCUGGACCAGAAUUAAAACAGAAUACUGUAAUUCCUGUCACUAUUCGUGAACUUCUAAGCAGUGAUGAAGAAAAUAAAAAUACUCAUGUCAUAGUUGUUGGUAUCAUCAAGCAGGUUGAAACGCAGACUUUAAAAAAUAUGUUUACAAUUGAAGACAAUACUGGUAUUUUGUUGUGUAUUCAAUGGGGUGAUGAAAAUGAACUUUCGAGAUACCCAAAACUGAUUGAAAAUGCAUAUUUUAAAGUAGUCGGCAGUAAAAGAAUACAAAAUGAUAAAGUGACAUUGCUUUGUCAUAGUGUGCGACCGAUAGAAACUCUUGAUGAAAUAACACAUCAUUUAUUAAGUAUUAUAGCCUUGCCAUUACAAAUCGAAGAAAUCAAUAUGGCAAACAAUGUACCACAAUCAAUUGGAACAAACAACAGCAACUUUUCUGUAAAUGAUAAUAAUAGUUUAGGAUUAAUUGAUACAACCAACAGCUUAUCCCUGAAUCCAAAGCAAUUAAAAGUUUACACAGUGAUUAAGCGGUGCCAAGAUGAGGCUGGUUACUCAGCAUCAGAUAUACAAAAGAUAAUUCCUGAGAAAAUGUCUUUAACAGAAAUAGAGAAAAUCCUAUCAUUUUUUAUUGAAGAAGGACAUAUUUUCUCUACUAUUGAUGAGAACCAUUACAAAGUCACAGAUUUUGGAAAUUAAUCGUAUAAUUUAUAAUAUUUUUUUACAUUGAUUUAAAAUCAGAAACUGUUAAAGAUUAUAUUUAAGAUUAAUAAUU